Odocoileus virginianus texanus is the source of this 4219-nucleotide messenger RNA. The record is from RefSeq and is a predicted model, not a curated record. NCBI's taxonomy places the organism in Eukaryota, Metazoa, Chordata, Mammalia, Artiodactyla, Cervidae.
UUGACUUCCAAGUAACUAAGGUGCCUCGCGUGUCACAGAAGAGUGUGACAUCACCCGCCCCGCCGUGACAGGGCAGCCUGUCGGACCAGCACAGCUUGAGGGAUCUUAGUUCCUUGAUCAGGUACUGAACCCCGGGCCCAAAGCAGUGAAAGCGCCAAGUCCUAACCAUUGGACUGCUAGGGAAUUCAGCUGCCAUAUCAGGAGGCCACUCAAGCAGCCCUGCGGAAAGGCCCAGGUGGUGGAAGAACUGGGGCCUUUUGCCAACAACUAGUAAGGAAGUGAAGCAUCUGACCAACAGCCAUAGCUCCAUGAACCUGCCUCCUGACAAGGCGCGGCUCCUGCGGCAGUACGACAACGAGAAGAAGUGGGACCUCAUCUGUGACCAGGAACGAUUCCAGGUGAAGAAUCCUCCCCACACAUACAUCCAGAAACUCCAGAGCUUCUUGGACCCCAGUGUAACUCGGAAGAAAUUCAGGAGGAGAGUGCAGGAGUCAACCAAAGUCUUGAGAGAGCUGGAGAUCUCACUGCGGACCAACCACAUUGGGUGGGUGCGGGAGUUUCUGAAUGAUGAAAACAAAGGCCUGGACGUGUUGGUGGAUUACCUAUCCUUUGCCCAGUGUUCUGUCAUGUUUGACUUUGAGGCUCUGGAGAGUGGUGACGAUGGUGCGUUUGACAAGCUCCGGUCCUGGAGCAGGUCUAUCGAGGACCUGCAGCCACCCAGCGCCCUGUCCGCCCCCUUCACCAACAGCCUCGCUCGCUCUGCGCGCCAGUCUGUGCUCCGGUACAGCACUCUCCCUGGGCGCAGGGCCCUGAAGAACUCCCGCCUGGUGAGCCAGAAGGAUGACGUCCACGUGUGUAUCCUCUGUCUCAGAGCUAUCAUGAACUACCAGUAUGGAUUCAACCUGGUCAUGUCCCACCCUCACGCUGUCAAUGAGAUUGCGCUCAGUCUCAACAACAAGAAUCCAAGGACCAAAGCCCUUGUCUUAGAGCUUCUGGCAGCUGUGUGUUUGGUACGAGGAGGUCAUGAAAUCAUUCUCGCUGCCUUUGACAAUUUCAAAGAGGUGUGCAAGGAGCUGCACCGCUUUGAGAAGCUGAUGGAAUAUUUCCGGAAUGAGGACAGCAACAUUGACUUCAUGGUGGCCUGCAUGCAGUUUAUCAACAUCGUGGUGCACUCGGUGGAAGACAUGAACUUCCGGGUCCAUCUGCAGUAUGAGUUCACGAAGCUGGGGCUGGAGGAGUUCCUGCAGAAGUCACGGCAUACAGAGAGCGAGAAGCUGCAAGUGCAGAUCCAGGCGUACCUGGACAACGUGUUCGACGUGGGGGGUUUGUUGGAGGAUGCCGAGACCAAGAAUGUGGCCCUGGAGAAGGUGGAAGAACUGGAGGAGCAUGUGUCCCAUCUCACAGAGAAGCUUCUGGACCUAGAGAAUGAAAACAUGAUGCGUGUGGCAGAGCUAGAGAAGCAACUGCUGCAGCGGGAGAAGGAACUUGAGAGCAUCAAGGAGACUUAUGAGAACACGAGCCACCAGGUACACACCCUGCGGCGGCUCAUUAAAGAGAAAGAGGAGGCCUUCCAGCGCCGAUGCCACUUGGAGCCCAGUGCCCGGGGCCUGGAGUCUGUGGGCAGCGAGGCUCUGGCCCGAGUGGGCUCUGCGGAGCUGAAUGAGGGCAUGCCCCACUCUGACCUGGACCUCCUUGCUCUGGCCCCACCCCCUGAGGAGGCCCUACCUCUGCCUCCACCACCAGCUCCUCCCUUGCCCCCGCCUCCUCCCCCAUUACCAGACAAGUGUCCCCCGGCCCCACCUCUCCCUGGCGCUGCCCCCUCUGUGGUGUUGACAGUAGGCCUGUCAGCUAUUCGCAUUAAGAAACCUAUCAAGACCAAGUUCCGACUGCCCGUCUUCAACUGGACAGCCCUAAAACCCAACCAGAUCAGUGGCACUGUCUUCAGCGAACUUGAUGAUGAGAAGAUCUUGGAGGACCUGGACCUGGACAAGUUUGAAGAACUGUUCAAGACAAAAGCCCAGGGCCCUGCCCUCGAUCUCAUCUGCUCCAAGAACAAGACAGCACAAAAGGCUGCCAGCAAGGUGACCCUGUUGGAAGCCAAUCGUGCCAAGAACCUGGCCAUCACCCUACGCAAGGCUGGCCGCUCAGCUGAGGAGAUCUGCAGGGCCAUCCACACGUUCGACCUCCAGACACUGCCCGUCGACUUCGUGGAGUGCCUGAUGCGCUUCCUGCCCACGGAGGCGGAGGUGAAGCUGCUGCGGCAGUAUGAGCGGGAGCGGCAGCCGCUGGAGGAGCUGACGGCCGAGGACCGCUUCAUGCUGCUCUUCAGCAAGGUGGAGCGGCUGACCCAGCGGAUGGCUGGCAUGGCCUUCCUGGGCAACUUCCAGGACAACCUGCAGAUGCUCACGCCGCAACUCAACGCUAUCAUUGCCGCCUCUGCCUCUGUCAAGUCCUCCCAGAAGCUGAAGCAGAUGUUAGAGAUCAUACUCGCACUGGGGAACUACAUGAACAGCAGCAAGCGGGGAGCUGUGUAUGGCUUCAAGCUCCAGAGCCUGGAUCUGCUGCUGGACACCAAGUCCACCGACAGGAAGAUGACCCUGCUUCAUUUCAUCGCCCUGACGGUGAAGGAGAAAUACCCAGACCUGGCUAACUUUUGGCAUGAGCUGCACUUUGUAGAGAAAGCUGCUGCAGUGUCCCUGGAGAACGUGCUGCUGGAUGUGAAGGAGCUGGGCCGGGGCAUGGAGCUGAUCCGGCGGGAAUGCAGCAUACACGACAACAGCGUCCUGCGCAACUUCCUCAGCACCAACGAAGGCAAACUGGACAAGCUCCAGCGUGACGCCAAGACGGCCGAGGAAGCCUACAAUGCUGUAGUACGCUACUUCGGUGAGAGUCCCAAGACCACACCUCCUUCGGUAUUCUUCCCAGUGUUUGUCCGAUUCAUUCGUUCUUACAAGGAAGCAGAACAAGAGAACGAAGCCCGCAAGAAGCAGGAGGAGGUCAUGCGGGAGAAGCAGCUGGCUCAAGAAGCCAAGAAACUGGAUGCCAAGACCCCAUCCCAGCGGAACAAGUGGCAACAGCAGGAGCUGAUUGCAGAGUUGAGGCGGCGCCAAGCCAAAGAGCACCGGCCUGUUUAUGAGGGGAAGGAUGGUACCAUUGAGGACAUCAUCACAGUGCUGAAGAGUGUCCCUUUCACGGCCCGUACUGCCAAGCGGGGCUCACGCUUCUUCUGUGAUGCAGCCCACCAUGAUGAGUCAAACUGUUAACCCCCAAGGCUGGGGCCCUUGACAGGCCUCCACCACCAGCCCCUCGUCAUUCGCCAUCCAGCCAGGAGUGCUGCACCGCCUGCUGGCCCCCCUCGGGCUCCAGGCCCCCACUGAGACCCUCCUGGAAGCAGAAGCACUUCAACCCACGGAGUCCUGCAGGUCCAGCCAGUGCACCUGAAGCCCUGGAACUGGCCAAGGGCCCAGCAGAGGGCUAUGCUGCUCUCAGCCCAUUCCAGCUCUCAGAGCUGCAUCUCGCCUGCCACCUCUGUGGGCACGACGUCUUUCAGGGCCUGGCACUUCCCUGGUGCCUCCAGUACAGCACUUUGCUCCCAAGGUCUUCAACUUCAUUUCCUCAAGAGCCAGCUCAGGGCUGGAUUAAAACCAUUUCCAGCUUUAAGCUAGGCUACAGGCACCUAGGCCCGCCGUCACUAGAGCCAGAGGGAGGAGAGGAGAAAGCAAUUAUCCCUUCUUUUUUCCCCUUACUUUUUGAAUUCCAGUGGUCAGCUGUGAUCCAGGAGUGUCCAAGCUUAGACAGCCCUGGACCCUGCCAGCCUCAGAUCACCUUCUACCAGCAGCAAGGCUCUCCUAAGCCUGGGCCCACCCAGCUGUGCCCUAGUGAUAAAGGUAGAGGAGCGAUCCCACGCUCCCUGCCUGUGGCCCUUCGCAGUUGAGGCUGACUCUGUCCUUGUGAGCAGAGGGGCCAUUUCCUCUUCCCCAACCUGGAGACAGCAAGAGAAAGGGUGUGCCAACAGCAUCCUCACUUUUCCCCAGCUAGGUUUUGCUGGCAGGGGGCAGGGUCAUGGUGGUCUCAACUGUUUUCUCCAUCCCCUGUCAGUUUCUUCUCAGUCCCUGAAGGGAACACAGGGGCCCACCCCUUUUUGUACAUGUACCACUUCCUUCUCUCUUGUACAUAAACCCCAAACCUUCCUUCUCUCAACAAAGGCUUGAAAUACCAA